Molecule: messenger RNA, 781 nt
Organism: Cynara cardunculus var. scolymus (artichoke)
Lineage: Eukaryota; Viridiplantae; Streptophyta; Magnoliopsida; Asterales; Asteraceae
Product: guanine nucleotide-binding protein subunit gamma 2-like
Exons: 4
Coding region: 153-524 (123 amino acids)
Source: RefSeq, a predicted model, not a curated record
CACGUUGACCAACCAGUAGAAAGUAGCUGGGUUUAUGUGCAUCCUCAUCCAUUUCUUUAUUCCUUUCCAACUUUACUUUCAGCACCCCAAGUACCCACCACCACCAUCAUAUUCUUCAUCCUUUCCAACCUGCAGAUUAGGUUUAAUCGGUAAUGGAUUCCGCCACCGUACCUAACGAUGACGAACCUUCACAAUCCAUAUCAAAAUCUCCGUCGGAAACCAAUAGUAAUCGUCACAAUCAUCGAAUAUCUACAGGUAUGGGAUCUCCAAAUUUCAUAGGGAAGCAUCGAUUGGCUGCAAUAAUUUCUCAACAGAAUCAACAAAUCCAGAUCAUUCAGGAAGAGCUGGAUCAGCUGGAAACGCUUGGUGAAGCAUCGCUUGUUUGUGAACAGCUGAUAUCAAGUGUUGAAUCAAGUACAGAUGCUCUGCUUCCGGUGACAAGAGGGCCGGCCGAUGGUGGAUGGGAUAGAUGGUUCCAAAGAGCAAAUCAUUCGUCCUCCCGGAAUCGCAAACGUUGGAUUUGAUAUGAUCGUCCAAACCCAUUUCCAUUUCCAUUUCCACUUUCUCUUUCUAAUUUUGUAAAUCCUUCUUCCAAAGUUUGGAUAUAAUUAAAUCCAGAACUAUCAUGCUAUUCUGGAUUUGACAACAAUUCAAACGAUGGAAAACGGAUCUUGUACGUACUUGAUUUUGUUUGUUUUUCACAUGCAAGGGUGGUUUGUUUUUCAAUUUUGUUCCCUCUUUUCUUUUCACUCAUUCAACUUAUUCGACAAGUCGUUUUAGC